This is a messenger RNA of Aspergillus luchuensis, 588 nucleotides long. It is a transcript of the gene och3, whose product is annotated as glycosyltransferase family 32 protein. NCBI's taxonomy places the organism in Eukaryota, Fungi, Ascomycota, Eurotiomycetes, Eurotiales, Aspergillaceae. The record is from RefSeq and is a predicted model, not a curated record. Gene Ontology annotation, molecular function: alpha-1,6-mannosyltransferase activity. Gene Ontology annotation, biological process: protein N-linked glycosylation. Gene Ontology annotation, cellular component: mannan polymerase complex. The transcript is spliced from 2 exons. The coding region runs from base 1 to 588 and encodes 195 amino acids.
AUGGUCUGGCGCUACAUUUUACGACGUCCCGUGCUGGGCGCACUUUGCUUCCUAGUGCUUUUCACCUGGUUACUUCAACAGCCUGAUACCUCGGUUAAACAGAUUUCUCUUCUUCAACACCGUUACCCAUUGCUGUUUGAACGCGUUCAUACGAACACUCGCAGUGGUGGAGCGUGGUACAUCCCACCGACCUGGACAAAUGAGACGGAACAGCAUCCCGAGAACAUUGUCGACGCCGCGGAGCGAGUGUUGCGCUUGGCCCAGACGACUGAACGACAGAUCCCGCACUCCUCAAUCCCCCUGAUCGUCCACCAAACCUGGAAGAGCACGCGCGUUGACACCUGGCCACACGUGUUACAGCAGAGCACGGAGAAAUGGUUGCGCGCGGUGGACGAGCAGAUGGCUUAUUUUUUGUGGGACGAUGACGGAAUACGACAGUUCAUUCGGCGGUUCGAGCCAGAACGGGAGAAACAGUUCUAUGCUUUACCCAGCCACGUGGAACGGUCGGAUGUCUUCCGGAUUCUCGUAUGCAAGUGGAUCGGUCGCAUUCGAGAUGGUAACCACUCAGCCACCAAUGCUGGGUGUUGA